Cladocopium goreaui is the source of this 458-nucleotide messenger RNA. The record is from the annotation of a GenBank genome assembly. Lineage: Eukaryota; Dinophyceae; Suessiales; Symbiodiniaceae.
GAAACUUCAGCAUAUCAACAUUAGAGCCAUGGAGACCAAGGAACAACUUCGGCACAGGACGGUGAAAGAGCUGAAGGAAAUGCUGCGGCAAGAAGGCUACAACCCGGGCGACAUCAUGGGCGUCGAGAAGGACGAACUUGUGGCAAAGUUGUGGAUGCUCCGUCAAAAUCCGAUGGAGGAGGACCCGUAUCCUCUACCACUCUAUUCCAAUUGUUGGACCCAGUUCAUCUUGCGAGCCCUCUUCCUCGCUGCGCUUCAAUGGAUUGUUAUGUCGUGCUUUAUUGCUAUCCAUUUCACCUUGCUGUCGAUCCUUAUAGUGGCUCUCGUAUUGACUAUUCGGAACAUUAUGGUUCGACGAGAAAAGGCUUUUCGAAGGCGGAAACGCAUCUAGGGAAAAAUACUAGACAAUAUAUGAAAUCUGAAUGUUCUGGGACCAAUGCAGCUGUGUCCAGUAAAGG